AUGACACAUGAAACAAAUGACAAUUCAAGUGGUUUGCAAUUGUUGUGUGAUUCGUCAACCUCCAAAAGCGUUAAUAUACCACAAUUGGGAAUGCUUUUUUCAUCCGAAGAAGAAGUUCGUGCUUUUUAUCAGUCAUAUGCCCAAAAUCUUGGUUUUGGUAUUAAAAAGCAGAGUUCCAAAAAAGGAGAAGACGGACAGCUAAAGUAUUUAUGUUUUGGAUGCGCCAAAGAAGGUAAGCUUGUUUCUAAAGGAAAUAAUGCUUAUAAUAGUAGACUUUCUAGUAGAACGAAUUGCAAAGCAAAGAUUAAUAUUAUAGUUAAGAACGAUGGAUUUUUUCAAAUUACAAGUAUGCAACUUGAACAUAAUCAUGCAUUAAGUUCAACAAAGUCACGACAUUUCAGAUGUUAUAAAGUGUUAGAUUCUCAAACAAAGAGAAAAUUAGAGUUGAAUGAUCAAGCUGGAAUUACUUUGAGUAAAAGUUUUAAAUCAUUUGUUGUUGAAGCUGGUGGUUUUGAAAAUUUGUCGUUUUAUGAGAGAAAAUGCCAAAACUAUGUGGUUGAGGCACGACGACUAAGACUUGGGAAUGGUGAUACAGAAGCUAUAAAUAAUUACUUUUGCCGUAUGCAAAGUAGAAAUGAAAAUUUCUUUUAUAUGAUUGAUGUAGAUGACAUUGGUCGUAUAAAAAAUAUAUUUUGGGCUGAUGGAAGAUGUAGAGCUGCGUAUGAGUAUUUUUAUGAUGUUACAUUUGAUACUACUUAUUUGACUAAUUAUUAUGAUAUGCCAUUUGCUCCGUUUGUUGGAGUAAAUCAUCAUGGUGAGUCUGUGUUGCUUGGUUGUGGUUUGAUUUCUAAAGAAGAUUCUGAAACUUUUAUUUGGUUAUUUAAAACCUGGUUGACAUGCAUGGGAGGCCGAGCUCCACAAGGUAUUAUUACUGAUCAAUGCAAAGCCAUGGAAAUUGCAAUUGGUGAAGUAUUUCCAGAUUCUCAUCAUCGCUUAUGUCUUUGGCAUAUCACAAAAAAGAUUCCAUUCAAAUUUAGUAGUUAUGCUAAUUAUAAGCUCAUAAAGAAGAACUUGAAAAAUAUUGUGUAUAAUUCAUUGAUAGCUGAAGAAUGUGAUAGUAAGUGGAAGAAAUUUAUUGAUGAAUUUAAUUUGGAGGAAAAUGAUUGGUUGAAUUCUUUGUAUAAGAUUCAUCAUAAGUGGUUGCCUGCGUUUGUGAAAGAUAAAUUUUGGGCUGGGAUGUCAACUAGUCAAAGAAGUGAAACGAAUAAGGCGGAAGCUCUAGAACCUCCAGAACCUAAUGCGUAUAAGUUUAUUCUAGAGCCACCUCCCUUUCUCCGUCGCAGCAAUAAUACAUUGAUUGAAUUAAAGAUCUGA
This is a messenger RNA of Impatiens glandulifera, 1374 nucleotides long. RefSeq names its product protein FAR1-RELATED SEQUENCE 6-like. Lineage: Eukaryota; Viridiplantae; Streptophyta; Magnoliopsida; Ericales; Balsaminaceae. The transcript is spliced from 3 exons. Bases 1 to 1374 code for a protein of 457 amino acids. The record is from RefSeq and is a predicted model, not a curated record.